Lemur catta (Ring-tailed lemur) is the source of this 2009-nucleotide messenger RNA. It is a transcript of the gene RTL10, whose product is annotated as retrotransposon Gag like 10. NCBI's taxonomy places the organism in Eukaryota, Metazoa, Chordata, Mammalia, Primates, Lemuridae. The record is from RefSeq and is a predicted model, not a curated record.
CGGAGCCUCUCCGUGGGCGCCUCGCGUCGCCGCAGAUUGCCGUGGAUGAUGGCCUGCGUCUGACAGUCCCCUCAGCUCUGCCCAGCUCUCCUGAAACUGCAGCUGUCAGCUUCCCAUCCUCAGCACUUGCCUGGGCCUGUGCAGUCUACCAGGCCCUCUGCAGCCAUCCCUGUUCUGUUGUGUCGUGCAAGCCGCUUCUGUCCACGCCCCCUUCGCACUGGCUUGCGCCCCCCACCGGCUUGCGCUCCCCACCCUUCUCCCAUCUGCUCCCAGCAUGCCCCGUGGCCAGUGCCAUCGGCUGGGCCCUUGCGAUCCCACCCAGGCAGUGGCCAGUUACACCAGUGCACACCCUUGGCAGCAGAUGGACUGGGCCUCCUCUGAGGUGGGGUGCAUCCCCCUUGUGGACCCCUGGAUCUAGCGGCCCUGCUGUGGGGACCUGUGCGCGCACACAGCCGUGGAGCAGAGGAGCACAGCUAGUGGCACUCCCAGUGGUAAGCCCACAGAAAGGCAUCCCUCGGCUGUGCACGUGCCCAGCUCCCGGCCCCUCGGGGUGAACUUCCACUGGGUGCCAGGCUGGGACCCAGGCACCUUUGACAGCUCCGCUUGGCUGCUGGACCACUUUUUGGCCCAGCUGGGCGAUUACAUGUCUUUCCGUUUCGAGCACUACCAGGACAACCUCAGCUGCAUCUGUGAGAUCCUCUGAUGCCUGAGAGGCCACGCCCGGGUGUGGGCAGCCCCCUACUUCAACAGGGACCUGCCCCUGCGUGAUGAUUACGAGCUCUUCUGCCAGAAUCUCAAGGAAGUUAUUCAGGACCCGAACAAUUUCACUGAGCACCACGCUACAGUGCCCUGCCCUCUGCCCCUGGCCCCAGGCCAGCCGCCGGUGGCCCCGCAUCUGCCCGUGGUGAGGUAGUACCUGGCUCGGUUCUCGGAGGCCCUGGCACUCAACGUGGGCAGCCCCCCUAGGCCUGCUCCAGCCACCCCUGCAGUUUCUAGGUCCAGCUCUACAUCCAGAAAUGCUCCACCCGGGCAGCAGCUCACCAAGGAGAGCACCCCUGGGCCUGUGGAGCCAGCUUCCUCUCGGCCAGAGGAGGCAGCCCCCAAACGUCCUACCCUUUCAGGCUCUGCCAACCCCCCUGCUCAGAGAGCAGACCCAGCUUGCCCAGGGGGUCCAAAGCCCCAGAGAACAGAGAAGAUUUGAGACCAGGAGGGGUCCUUAGGUACCCCAUGGGAGGUGGUGGGUGCCCCAGCAGCCCCAGGAGAGCCACCAUUUUCUCCUGUUUCCCACCUGGCAUCCGUGAGUUCUGAACAAGGCCCAGGCCAGGCCCCCCGUGAUGAAGUGGCCUAUGUGGGCAGAGAGCCCUAUGGCUCCAGUCAAAACAGAGUGGUGUCCCCAGAUAAUUUCAGAUGACCCCAGAGUGGGUAAGGAGGUACACUUGUUUUGGCCCCUGCCCAAAAAACUGUUGAACACAAACAGCCCUCCCUGUCCCCGGCAGAACCUUGGCCUCUGCAUUGUGCUUUGUCCUCCUGCUCCUGCUGGGUUCUCAGCUGUGUCCCACCCCUCCCUGGGAGUGCCAUCUCUGCUCCCUGUGACUUCUGUGCUCCUGGCUGGAAUGUAGGGAAGGCUACCUGGAGGAAGUGGCCCCUUUCAUCUUUGGGUUAGGUGUCAGAUAGUGUCAGAGAACAGUGCUUCCCUGUGGGUUUACCAGCAGCCCUGGUCCGCUGGGAGGUUUGGGUGCAGGAAGGUGGGAUGCAUGUCCCUUCCCAGGCUCAACUCCAGUUCCUUCUCCUGUGUGUCAGCGUUCUGGUCUUGCCUGGUUUUCUUCAGAAUUGGCCCCUCCCCCCCACUACUGUGCUGCCUCCCCUAUGCGUCUUCCUGCAUCGCUGAUUCAGCACUUAAACCGUGGUGACUUGUGUUUCCUGGCAGACUGUGGGCCUCUGUCUUAGUCAGCUCUGUGGCCGUGGUACACAAUUGGUGCUCAUUAAAUGUGUGUUGGAUCAUUGGCUGA